CAAGAGUGGGCAGGGCUGGGUUUCAGGACUCCUUAGUAGUGGUGAGUAGCUGCAGAGAGGGACGUUGUGAGCUAGGAUUUGGCAUCGAGGGGCUGGAGGACUCUGCACAGCAUGUGCGCAAGGAAAAGGGACAAAGGACUAUAGCUUGGGACCAAGUGUGUAGCAAGAGGGUGAAGUGUAGCCAGGGGCUGAGGGCACCACGAGUGUAGCCAGGAGCUUGCGGUGGUACUAGUGAGUAUCCAGGGGCUGGAUCCUGCAGUGAAGUAAGUGUAUGUGUGUGUGUGUGUGUAGCCAGGGGCUGGAUCCUACAGUGAACAGUGAAGUGUGUGUGUGUGUGUGUAGCUGGAUCCUGCAAUGGGGAGUGUGUGUGCAGCCAGGGGCUGGAUCGUGCAGUGAAGUGGGGAGUGGGGUGUGGCUGGAGAGUGCAGCGGGGACUGUGUGUGUAGCCGGGGGCUGGAUCCUGCAGUGAAGUGGGGGGUGUGUGUGUGUAGCUGGAUCGUGCAGUGGGGACUGUGUGUAUGUAGCCAGGGGCUGGAUCGUGCAGUGAAGUGUGUGUGUGUGUGGGGGGGGGGUAGCUGGAUCGUGCAGCGGGGAGUGUGUGUAGCCAGGGGCUUGAUUGUGUAGAGGGGAGUGUGUGUGUAGCCAGGGGCUUGAUUGUGUAGCGGGGAGUGUGUGUGUAGCCAGGGGCUUGAUUGUGUAGCGGGGAGUGUGUGUGUAGCCAGGAGCUGGACCGUGCACACACACAGGCUCAGAAGUUGCCCCGGGAGGAGGGACCCGGCGCUGCAUCCCCGGGACAAUGCCCGAUCUCCUCAGCCUGCUGCUGGCCGCGCUGUGCCUUUUCCUGGCCGGGUGUCUGCUGCGGAGCCAGCGCUGUCCCGCGGCCGGGCCGGGCGGCAGCUGCCGCCGCUACUCGGUGCCGGGGAGCUGCUUCCCGCUGAAGAAAUGGGCCAUGUGGGGGCUUCUCUCCUUCGCGUUCCGCCGGCGCCGGAGAGAGCGCGGCAGCGCCGCCGCCCGGUUGGAGCGGGCGGACACAGGAGCCGGCACGGAGGCGGUAUUCUCGGCUACCCCGGGCGGGCAGCCCGGCCGUGGGGCGGAGGAGCUGGAGCGGCUGCAGGGACUGGUCUGCGAUGCCCAUGCCCUGGAUUCAGUUUACUUCACUGGGUUUGCAGAAACCGACAAGACUUUUGUGAUCACACGUCUCGGAAGACGUCCGAAUGGGCUCUGUGAAAUGUGGCUCUUUCUCCGCGUGGACGGAAUUGGAGAGUUUGAACACCCAGUACAUCCGGACAUGAUGGUGAGUGAUGAAUCUGAAAAAUGCUGGCGUGGCAGCGGGCUGAUGAUUGAGUGCUUAGAGCCAUACAGACGCUGGAAAAUAAAAUUCAAUGGACGACUCAGAAAAGGACCGUAUCGGCAUCAGUGGAAUGAAGAGGAGGGCGAACUUGUCCACGUUAAAUUCUCUUUCCACUGGACUUCCUUUUCAGAUAUAUUCGACUUUAACCUUGACAGUCACCCUAAAGUGUUUGCACAUGCCUUUGCUUUGGAAAAGUGGAGUGCAGAGUUCUUCCGGAGAGUCAAAGAGUGGCCAGUUCUUUGAGGUUUGUGCUAGACUCGACAAGCAGGCACGUCCUGUAGUAUAUAAUGGUUUACCCGGAACAGGAGUAUUCCAUGAGUGCAUUGCUGAUUUCCAACUGAAUCGGACAGUCCCAGGCUGGGGCUUGGUUGAAUUUUAUUACAGAGAUGCAACUGGGCAGCUUAUUCCUAAUUCUGGCUCUAGGUUGAAGGAGCCAUCCGUUCCUGCCAGCUCCCAAUUCACUGAAGAGCACUUUCAAUGCACCAGGGACGUGGGGGACAAAGGAGCCCAGCUAGAUCAGCUCACGUAGUUACAGAAGCACUCCGGGGGAAAGGUGGACCCCAUCUUUGCUUAGCAGUCCUUCUUCCUGGAACAGCAUCCCAUGGUCAAGGAA
Messenger RNA from Trachemys scripta elegans, 1964 nucleotides. RefSeq lists its product as uncharacterized. NCBI's taxonomy places the organism in Eukaryota, Metazoa, Chordata, Testudines, Emydidae. The record is from RefSeq and is a predicted model, not a curated record.